This is a messenger RNA of Atta colombica, 1870 nucleotides long. RefSeq names its product suppressor of hairless protein (gene Su(H)). Lineage: Eukaryota; Metazoa; Arthropoda; Insecta; Hymenoptera; Formicidae. Gene Ontology annotation, biological process: regulation of transcription by RNA polymerase II. Gene Ontology annotation, cellular component: nucleus. The coding region runs from base 190 to 1719 and encodes 509 amino acids. The record is from RefSeq and is a predicted model, not a curated record. The transcript is spliced from 2 exons. Gene Ontology annotation, molecular function: RNA polymerase II cis-regulatory region sequence-specific DNA binding; DNA-binding transcription activator activity, RNA polymerase II-specific.
CGGAUGAUCGAUAACACGCGGAGGAUGCAUGCGGGUACGCGGCUGUUCUCGACGCCCUGCCAAGAAUGAAGAGGUGAAAAAGAUCGCUUGGGAAGACACGCUUGAAAGAUGAGGAUAAUAUAAAUCGAUGUCAACGACGGCAAUUUUGUUAUUUCAUUUCACACGAGAGUCGAAUCCGGACUUUUAAAUAUGCCACACCAAUUUGGACUGCCAACGAUGGCACACGGUAUGCAAUCCCCGCCCUCGCCGACCUCAGUCAUGUCCGUUUAUCCUCGAUUCGGCUCCGGCAUCUACAGGGCCGAUCACCAGGACCAGCGACUUACCCGGGAGGCGAUGGAACGUUAUCUACGCGACCGCAGCGACAUGGUGAUUGUAAUCCUACAUGCCAAGGUUGCGCAAAAAUCAUAUGGCAAUGAGAAACGUUUCUUCUGCCCGCCACCCUGUAUCUAUCUGUUCGGUGAUGGUUGGAGGAUGCGUCAGGAACAAAUGUUGCGCGAAGGCGAGAGUGAGCAGAGCGCUCAGCUGUGCGCUUUCAUCGGCAUUGGUAAUUCGGAUCAGGACAUGCAACAACUGGAUUUGAACAACGGCAAACAGUAUUGCGCGGCAAAGACUCUUUACAUCUCUGAUUCGGACAAGCGCAAGCACUUUAUGCUCUCUGUCAAAAUGUUUUAUGGUAGUGGCCACGACAUCGGCGUGUUUCACAGCAAGCGUAUCAAAGUCAUCUCGAAGCCAUCGAAGAAGAAACAGUCUUUGAAGAACGCAGACUUGUGCAUCGCCAGUGGCACGAAAGUGGCGCUCUUCAAUCGACUGCGAUCGCAGACUGUUAGUACGCGCUACCUUCACGUGGAGAAUGGCAAUUUUCACGCGAGUUCGACGCAAUGGGGUGCGUUCACCAUUCAUCUCUUGGACGAUAACGAGAGCGAAUCGGAGGAGUUUCAAGUACGCGACGGUUAUGUCCACUAUGGCAGCACCGUGAAACUGGUAUGCUCCGUCACAGGAAUGGCUCUGCCGCGACUGGUGAUUCGGAAAGUAGACAAACAAAUGGCCAGUCUGGAGGCGGAUGAUCCUGUAUCGCAAUUGCACAAAUGUGCCUUUUAUAUGAAGGACACGGAUCAUAUGUAUCUGUGCCUCUCGCAGGAGCGUAUAAUACAAUUUCAGGCUACGCCUUGCCCAAAGGAAGCGAACAAGGAGAUGAUCAACGAUGGCGCCUGCUGGACCAUCAUCAGCACCGACAAGGCAGAAUACCAAUUCUUCGAGGGUAUGGGUCCGGUACGAUCACCGGUGACACCGGUACCACUGGUCCACAGUCUGCAUCUCAACGGUGGCGGCGAUGUCGCGAUGCUCGAGCUAACGGGCGACAAUUUCACGCCAAACCUGCAAGUCUGGUUUGGCGACGUCGAGGCCGAGACUAUGUACAGAUGCCAAGAGAGCAUGCUUUGCGUCGUACCGGACAUCUCGCUGUUUCGUGGCGAGUGGCUCUGGGUACGUCAGCCGACGCAAGUGCCGGUCUCUCUUGUACGCAACGAUGGCAUCAUUUACGCGACUGGUCUAACUUUUACCUAUACGCCUGAGCCAGGACCGCGUCCGCACUGUCCGCCCGCCGACGAGAUUAUGCGGGCGCCACGUGCCAUGCACAAUCAAGCCAGUAUACCACCUGCCGCGAUGCCCGCCGACGUGCCCUGGAACACUCAUGGACAACCACCGCAAUCGGGUCUCUGAUGUCUCCUAGACAAUCGUCUUAACGCGAACCAAAGUUUACGAUAUAUUAAUGAUACGGACGAUGUAACACGACCUACUGCCGUGUCUCACGACGACGACGACGACGACGGCGACGACGACGACGACGGCGACGACGGCGACGACGACGACG